UACAAGAACUCGAAAUGUUUGGUGUGCUCAAAAGAAUGACUCAAUGCCAGUACCCACAGAACUUUGCGACCCAGGUUUGGAACCAAUAAGAUCACAAUCAUGUUCAAUGGACCCGUGUCCACCGAAAUGGGCUCCAGCUAAUUGGACAUYGUGUACACACAAGUGUGGAACAAAUGGAACACAAACUAGAGAAAUUGGAUGUGUGCGAAGAAUCAAUGGUAUCGAUGUUCCCACAGAUAGUAACUAUUGUGAACAGUAUGAUGGAGUUAAACCAGCCACUGUACAACCAUGCAAUGUGGGGCUAGAAUGCCCAUUAUGGCACACUGAUCCUUGGAAACCUUGUAAUCAACUAUGUGGAGCAGGUAAACAAACCAGAAAAGUCAGUUGCUACAGAAAAGUGAAUAAAAAAAUUAUCGUUUUAAGCGAUGACGAAUGCGAUACGAAAAAACCAGAAACAGAAAAAUCAUGCCAGCUGCGUCCAUGCGAAGGUGUCGAUUGGGUGACGUCUGCAUGGUCAGGAUGUGGUGAUUGUAAUUUGGAUUUCGAAACGAGACAAGUGAUUUGUGCGAAUGCUAAAGGAAAAUUAUAUGAUUCUAAAUUUUGUAAGAAAUCAAAAUAUCCAGAAAUCAUAAGAAAUUGUACCCCUUCAGAUGCAUGCGAGUAUCAGUGGUACGCCACUCAAUGGAGUGAGUGUUCAUCAAAAUGCAGUACUGGAAAACAAAUCAGAAAAGUGUUUUGUGGAUCUUUAGUCGGUGAAUCAAUCAAAAAAGUUGAUAAUUCAAAAUGUGAUCCAAGCAAGAAAUACGAAGAUACUAAAAACUGUACUGGAAAAGAAAUAUGCAAAGGAGAAUGGUUUUCAGGCCCUUGGACUGCAUGUUCUAAGCCUUGUGGUUCUGGAGAAAAGAGUAGAAAGGUAUUUUGUAUGGUCGGCAACUCCACUGUGGACGCUAGUCAGUGUAAACCUGAAACACUUUUAUACUCUAGUGAUGAAUGUAAUAAACAGCCUUGUGGUGAAGAUCAAAUUAUGCCUGUCGAGUCUAGGAAACCAAUAACGGAAGAAGACACGCUCGAAGAAGAAGAAUGUGAAGAUGAAAUGAUAACUGUUACUCCAUUUGCAAUUGAACCUAAUUAUGAAGCUACAACAUCACCGUACACACAAUCACCCGAUGUCAAUAUGAYUGAUACAAAUUCUAAAAAUACAAUGACAUCUGAAGAAUCAAAUAUAUUUACUACAGAUUYAAUGAGCACCGAGAAUGGAAAUACUACUCCUUCAGAAAUAAAUGUAACAUCUACAGAAAAAAAAACAACUAUUACUACUACUUCCCCAAUCAAACGCAAAAAGAGACAAGCUAUUCCAGAUGCUCAACUAAAAUUUUCGAAUGCUAAAUCUACUAUUGUUCCUAAGAUUUCAAAUGAUUUAUCAACUAAUUUUGAGUCAUCAACCAUUAUUUCAACAACAGAUAUGUCAACCACUGAUAUAUCAACCACAGAUAUUUCAACAACGGAUCCAACAACUAUUGACACGCCAACAACUAUUGACGUUUCUUCGACAAUUGACUCYGUGACACCUGUUUUUCCAGCGUCACCGUCCACAUCACCUGAACUAACAACAAUUACAUCUCAGACUGAAACUCUUCAAACUGAACCAAUAACGAGUGAUGGAAAUAUAUCUUCUUCGGUGGAUAUUUCAUCAUCUACAGCUGAUUCUAGWACCGAAAAUAGUGAAAAGACCACUCCUAUGGAGUUAACAACAGUGUCAAUGUCUUCUAUUGAUACAGACAGCACUGUAGUAUCUGAUUCAAUUACUGAAACAAGUACAGAUGCAAUGAUUAGUACGGAUAUUACAUCAACCAUUAACUUAUCAUCAAGCACCGAACCAUCUACGUCUCUUUCAUCAUCAGAAACAAUCGCAUCAUCAACCGAGAUAUUAGUUAGCACUUCUGACUAUACUAGCGAAACGUCUUUAGUUAUGUCAACAUUAUCUUCAAUGACUAAUAAAACUAAAAAAACGAAUCCAUUGAUUGAGGCUUCAAAGAAGGGCAAACGUAUAUGUAAGAAGAAAAAGAAAUUGGUUGGUUGUCAGACAUCAGAAUUUGGAUGUUGUUUUGAUGACAAAACACCUGCUAAAGGACCGUUUAGUGCUGGUUGUCCAGAUGUACAUACUUGCAAAGACACAGAAUAUAAUUGUUGUUCAGAUGGUGUGACUCCUGCAACUGGUCCUAAAAAUGAAGGAUGUCCUCCUUCAGUAUGUAACGCUACUUUAUAUGGCUGUUGUUCAGAUGGCUUUAGUAUUUCACUAGGAAAUGAUUUCGAGGGAUGUCCUGUUGAGGUAACCUUGCCUGUCUUGACAACGACAUUGGCGCCUGAUCUCGGAUGCAAGAAUACACAAUUUGGUUGUUGUCCAAAUGGAAUAACUCCUGCUACGGGACCAAGUUUUCAAGGAUGUUAUCAAUGCGUUGAAGGUUCAGGAGAAUGUGAUUCAUGUUUAGAAACGACAUAUGGUUGUUGUGCAGAUAAUGUAACAGCAGCUACAGGACCAAACAUGGCUGGUUGCCAAGAUAAUUUGACAACUGAUGAAUUUAUUUCCGUAACAUCUACCUCAGAACAACCAACUGACUCAUGUCAAUUAUCAGAGUUUGGAUGCUGUCCUGAUGGAGUGACAUCCGCAUCAGGGUUUAAUCUUGAAGGAUGUGUAGGAGUUGACUUCGAUAAUUGCACUUAUAAUGAAAAUGAUACAGAAUGUUUAUCUGCAUGUGCUAAAGAACAAUUUGGAUGUUGUGGCGAUAAUGUUACUGCUGCACAUGGCCCAAAUAAAGAAGGCUGCUGCUUAUAUUCCCAAUAUGGCUGUUGUCCAGACAAUAUAGUACCAGCUAAUGGCCCUAGUCUGCAAGGAUGUGGAUGUAUUUAUACYCCAUUCGGAUGUUGCCCGGAUAAUACUACAGCUGCUAGAGGACCAAAUAACACUGGCUGUAGUUGCCAAUACACUGAACACAAAUGCUGUCCAGAUAAUUUCACACCAGCUUCAGGACCUCAGUACCAAGGUUGUCCGUGUCAUACAUAUCAGUUUGGUUGCUGUCCUGAUGGUAUUACUAAAGMGAUUGGUCCAAAUUCACAAGGGUGUGGCUGUGAAUAUACUCAAUACGGAUGUUGUGGUGAUAAAAAUACACCAGCUCUAGAUGAAACUAAAAAUUGUAGUUGCGAGGCAUCUAAAUAUGGAUGUUGCUUAGAUGGAAUAACUGAGUCUAAAGGAGAAAAUUUCGAAGGAUGUCAAUCUAAACCUAUUAUACCUGGAGAUAGAUGCAAAGAGCCCAAAGACCGCGGUAGCUGUUCAGAUUUCACUGUUAAAUGGUUCUUUGAUACUGAAUAUGGUGGUUGUUCAAGAUUUUGGUAUGGUGGAUGUAAUGGAAAUAAUAAUCGCUUCAAAACGCAAGAAGAAUGUAAAGAUAUAUGUGUUGAACCAUCUGGUCGAGAUGUAUGUUACUUACCAAAAAGCGUCGGACCAUGUGAAGGAUAUUACCCUACUUGGUACUACGAUCAGGACCGAAAACAAUGUGCGCAAUUUGUUUAUGGUGGAUGCCUUGGUAAUAAUAACAAAUUUCAAACACGUGAAGAAUGUGAACAUCUUUGUGUCAUUCCUGAUACUUUGGAUCCUUGUGAGCAACAACUUACACCUGGUCCUUGUAAAGGUAACUUCUCACGUUGGUAUUAUGAUAAAUCAACACGUUCUUGUUCACAAUUUACUUAUGGUGGCUGUAAAGGAAAUCAAAAUAAYUUCUUGAAUAAAGAGUCAUGCAAUCAUAAAUGUAUAAACCCACUCAAAACUCAAGAACUCGAUACAUGUAAAUUACCUGCUCUUGUCGGUGAAUGUCAUGAUUACGUAAAUCGUUGGUACUUCAACUCUUUGGAUGGGCGUUGUAGACAAUUUUACUAUGGUGGUUGUGGAGGAAAUGAAAAUAAUUUCGAAACAGAAUAUCAAUGUGAAAAUAGAUGUAUCRAUUCUGGUCGUACUACAACCCUGGCACCUCCUCAAUUUUCAAAAGACAAAUGCUUCUUGAACCAAGACCGUGGAAAUUGUAGCAAUUUAUCUUCCAAAUAUUUCUAUGACAGACGAGACGGAGUUUGUAAACAAUUUAUGUAUGGUGGUUGUGGAGGUAAUGACAACCGUUUUGAUUCUAAACAAGAAUGUGAACAACAGUGUUUCGAUGCACAAGAUCUAUGUCAGUUGCCAAGAGUAGAAGGACCGUGUAGAGGAGAUUUCAGACAAUGGUAUUAUGAUAAAAAUAGUGAUAGAUGUUUCCAAUUCCGAUAUGGUGGGUGUCAAGGAAAUACUAAUCGCUUUAAUGACCGACAAUCAUGUGAAGCACGUUGUGUACAAAAUGUCUUAACAACAGUUGCUUCACCAAUAAUACCUGCAACACGACCAAGCGAUGUUUGUCUAAUUCCACUUGAUCCUGGUCCUUGCCUUCAAACCGUUGAUAUGUGGUAUUUCAAAACUUCCUCAAGACGAUGUGAAUCUUUUACUUAUAGUGGUUGUGAAGGAAAUGCUAAUAAAUUCCAAUCGGUUGAAGAAUGUGAAAGAAUUUGUUACCCGUAUAUUGAUCCAAAUGCAAAUACAAUUGAACAGAUAACAAACAUUCCAAAACCAGAUGAUCCACAAAUAUCCACAGACAUUUGUGAAGCAGGAAAAUUGCGUUGUAAACAACUUUCUGAAGAAGCAACAAGAUGUCCGUAUGGACUUGAACAAUGGGUUAAUGCUGUUGGUUGUGAAGACUGUCGAUGUUUUAAUCCUUGCUUGCCAGGACCAGAUCAAAAAUCGGUUUGCCCUGCCGAUUAUCAAUGUAUAGUGGACGUAAUUACGUCAGAUAACGGAGACUCGAAAUAUAAGGCCACAUGUAGACCMGUAUUCAAGCCAGGAGAAUGUCCUCAAGUUGCCAUAUACCAGAGCGACUGUGCUGAACAAUGUAGAACAGACGCUGAUUGUGUGGGAGACGACAAAUGUUGCUAUAAUGGAUGUGGUACUUUCUGCUUACGUCCACAGCCAUCCAUCUCAACAACAACAACACCUUCGACGACCACUGUGGUAACACAAGAAAAAGAAUCACCUCCGCAAAUCGUCACGGUCGAUUCAAACGUAGAGGCCGAUGAAGGUAACUUUGCCACUCUCAGGUGCAUAGUCAUCGGUACACCUACGCCAACGAUCGUAUGGCAGAAAAACACUACAUUGAUCGACGGAUCGGGUGGUCAUUACAAGCUGUUUGCCGACGGUACUCUACAAAUCAUUGGACUGUACAAAUACGAUUCUGGAGUAUACAUUUGCAUGGCAAGCAACGGUAUCGGUGAACCGAUCAGAAAAGAGGUUUACUUAACAGUUAAAGACCCAUCCCCUCGACCCGCGAACGUUAUCGGUGAGGAGAGCACGGCCGUCAUCGUCGCCCUCAACAGCCCCACCGUGCUACAAUGUUAUGCGGUCGGCUGGCCGCGGCCAAUCGUCACUUGGUGGCGUGCCGACCGGAUGUUGCCGAUGACGUCCGAAACGUACGAACAGCGGAACGACCAUUCACUGUACAUCCGGAUGGUGACGAUCAACGUACUUGGACCAUACACGUGCCAGGUAUACAACGGCAUUGGCCGAGCGUCGUCGUGGAGCGUCACUCUCCAGGCUCACGGUACAGCCGUCAAUCAACCUUAUAACCCAUACCUCGUGCCACCACCAAGACACCCAAGCACCGGUGACGUUAUCCGACUCAAGCCGAUCGUCGUCAGGCUCACCAGGCCACCGCCCAUAUACAGGACGGCCACGUCGCAACGCACCGAUAUCGAGACCACGCAGGCAACGCAGCAAAAGGUCUUUACUGUCCCUGUACGAGUUAAUAUAUCUUUGCCUACUACAACGAUCGCCGUCGGUUCGGAUCUGACGAUUCCUUGUUCAGUGGAUGGUUAUCCGAUACCCACUGUGACCUGGUACAAAGACGGACAAAUACUACGGAACAAUGAACGGACUCAAGCGACUGAAAACAAGUUGGUCGUCGUCCGCACAAAUGCUUCGGAUUCGGGUUCUUAUAAAUGUGAAGCAUACAACUCGUACAGCUCCGACGAGAAAACCGUAAACAUUACAAUAGAAGGCUUAUACAUUCAUCCAAACUGUACGGACAGUCGGUUCUUCGCGAAUUGUUCACUGAUUGUGAAGGGAUCCUACUGUAAUCAUCCGUACUACAAGAAGUUCUGCUGUGAGUCGUGCACGCGAGCCGGUCUGCUGCCAAACAACGAUUAUCAGACCAACUUCCCGUACAUCAGCAAUACAAUCAGACGGUUCAGAAGAGAUCUAGUCAACAAACUCCAGAGUUUGAACUUAUUCUGAGUGGAAUGCAACGGCUGAUCGCGUUGCAUUUUAGUCAUGAAUUCAUGAUUUAAAAAAUUAUUAUACAUUAUAAGAUUUAAAAACAAAAACAGAAUAAUACAAAUUUAGAUAAUAUCGC
Molecule: messenger RNA, 6476 nt
Organism: Diuraphis noxia (Russian wheat aphid)
Lineage: Eukaryota; Metazoa; Arthropoda; Insecta; Hemiptera; Aphididae
Gene: Ppn
Product: proteoglycan-like sulfated glycoprotein papilin
Biological process (GO): extracellular matrix organization; proteolysis
Cellular component (GO): extracellular region; extracellular matrix
Molecular function (GO): metalloendopeptidase activity; serine-type endopeptidase inhibitor activity
Source: RefSeq, a predicted model, not a curated record